Chanos chanos (milkfish) is the source of this 1575-nucleotide messenger RNA. It is a transcript of the gene th, whose product is annotated as tyrosine hydroxylase. Lineage: Eukaryota; Metazoa; Chordata; Actinopteri; Gonorynchiformes; Chanidae. The transcript is spliced from 14 exons. Gene Ontology annotation, biological process: dopamine biosynthetic process from tyrosine. Gene Ontology annotation, cellular component: cytoplasm; axon; perikaryon. The record is from RefSeq and is a predicted model, not a curated record. The coding region runs from base 1 to 1575 and encodes 524 amino acids. Gene Ontology annotation, molecular function: iron ion binding; tyrosine 3-monooxygenase activity.
AUGCUAAAGUCUACCAGCUCAACAUCAUCCACCAAGAGUAUCCGCAGGGCAGCGUCCGAACUUGAACGCUCUGAUUCUGUGACGGUAAGAAGCAAUAUUAUUACUGUUUACAUAGACUGCAUUGAAGUUCUUAUGCGCUUUUGGAGAUGUAAAUCGCUACCUUCCAAUGUUCACAAGGUAAGCAAGCAGUCUCCAAGAUUUGUCGGGAGGCGACAGAGUUUGAUAGAAGAUGCACGGAAGGAGAGGGAAGCGGCGGCAGCAGCAGCGGAGGCAGCGGAGGCCAGUGAGCAAAUUGUUUUUGAGGAAGCGGACGGAAAGGCUCUGCUCAAUCUGUUUUUCACUUUGAAGAAUUCAAAGAGUCCAGCUUUAUCACGCACUUUGAAGGUGUUUGAAACUUUUGAAGCCAAGCUCAACCAUCUUGAAACCAGACCCAGUAGGAAACCCAGGGAUGGUCUUGGGGAUCUCGAUUAUUUCGUUCAGUGUGAGUUGCACCUGUCAGAUGUCAGCACACUCGUAAGCUCCCUGAAGAGGAUUGCAGAAGAUGUCAGAACCACUAAAGAAAUUAAAUUCCACUGGUUCCCAAAGAGAAUUGCAGAAUUGGAUAAGUGUCAUCAUCUAGUGACUAAGUUUGAUCCCGAUUUGGAUCAAGAUCACCCGGGAUACACAGACCCGGUGUACAGGGAACGACGAAAGAUGAUUGGAGAAAUUGCCUUCAAAUAUAAACAUGGAGAGCCCAUCCCCAGAGUGGAAUACACUGAGGAAGAGAUUGAUACUUGGAGACAGGUCUACACCACUCUUAGGGACCUGUACAACACCCAUGCCUGUAAUGAGCAUUUAGAGGCUUUCAGACUGUUGGAGAAACACUGUGGCUACAGCCCUGACAACAUCCCUCAACUGGAAGAUGUAUCCUGUUUCCUUAGAGAGCGAACAGGAUUCCAGGUGCGACCAGUUGCGGGGCUUCUCUCAGCGAGGGACUUUCUGGCUAGUCUGGCAUUUCGAGUGUUCCAGUGUACUCAGUAUAUCCGCCAUUCCUCCUCUCCUAUGCACUCUCCUGAACCGGACUGUGUGCAUGAACUCCUCGGACAUGUUCCUAUGCUGGCUGAUCGGACAUUUGCCCAGUUUUCUCAGAGUAUUGGACUUGCAUCUCUUGGAGCCUCUGAGGAAGAUAUUGAGAAAUUGUCUACACUUUACUGGUUUACUGUAGAGUUUGGACUGUGUAAACAAGGCGACACAGUGAAAGCCUAUGGGGCUGGUCUACUAUCCUCCUAUGGGGAACUGGUGCAUUCCCUCUCAGAUGAACCAGACAGACGAGAGUUUAACCCAGAGGUUGUAGCUGUCCAGCCUUACCAAGACCAGACCUAUCAACCUGUCUACUUUGUGUCUGAGAGUUUUGCUGAUGCCAAAGAGAAACUGAGAGUGUAUGCGACGAACAUCAAGAGACCAUUUUCGGUGAGGUUUGAUCCAUACACUUCCAGCAUCGAGGUUUUGGACAAUCCUCUGAAGAUCCGUGGGGGGCUGGAGACAGUGAAAGAUGAGCUUAAGCUUCUCACAGAUGCCCUAAACGUGCUUGCGUGA